This is a messenger RNA of Onychostruthus taczanowskii (white-rumped snowfinch), 3606 nucleotides long. It is a transcript of the gene VPS50, whose product is annotated as VPS50 subunit of EARP/GARPII complex. Gene Ontology annotation, biological process: endocytic recycling; retrograde transport, endosome to Golgi. Lineage: Eukaryota; Metazoa; Chordata; Aves; Passeriformes; Passeridae. The coding region runs from base 80 to 2983 and encodes 967 amino acids. The record is from RefSeq and is a predicted model, not a curated record. Gene Ontology annotation, molecular function: SNARE binding. Gene Ontology annotation, cellular component: EARP complex. The transcript is spliced from 28 exons.
GUGGCGCCCAACAUGGCUGCGCCGUGCCCCGGCGCCUUGCGCGGCCGCUGAGCGCAGUCGGGGCGGCGGCGGGGCCAUCAUGCAGAAGAUCAAGUCGCUUAUGACCCGCCAGGGUCUAAGAAGUCCUCAGGAGAGUGUUAAUGACCUCAGUCCUAUUGAAAACUUUCGGUUUCCUACUAAGGAGGAGCUCAGAGAACUACAUGAAGAACCAACUGAUCCUCAGGCACAACAGGAAAUAAUUAACAGCAUUGAAGAAGUUUAUUUUUCCAAUGACUCCUUUGAUAUUGUGAAGUAUGAAUUAGAGAGGCUUCCUCCAGUACUUAGUCUUCAAGAACUGGAAGAGUACAGAGAUAAACUAAAACAACAGCAAGCUGCUGUAUCUAAAAAAGUUGCAGAUUUAAUCCUUGAAAAACAGCCUGCAUAUGUUGAGGAACUUGAACGUGUUACGUCAUUGCAGACUGGCCUUCAGCUAGCAGCAGUUAUUUGCACAAAUGGAAGAAGACACCUGAAUAUAGCAAAGGAAGGGUUCACACAAACUAGUUUGGGGCUCCUUGCAAAUCAGAGGAAACGACAGUUGCUUAUUGGACUGCUGAAAUCUCUGAGAACAAUUAAAACACUGCAAAGAACUGAUGUGCGUUUGAGUGAGAUGUUGGAGGAAGAGGAUUAUCCAGGAGCUAUUCAACUCUGCUUGGAAUGCCAGAAAGCUGCCAGCACUUUCAAACACUACAGUUGUAUAAGUGAGUUAAAUUCAAAACUGCAAGACACCUUGGAACAAAUAGAGGAACAACUGGACGUAGCGCUUUCCAAAAUAUGCAAGAAUUUUGAUAUCAAUCAUUAUACAAAGGUUCAGCAGGCUUACAGGCUGCUUGGAAAAACACAGACAGCAAUGGACCAGUUACACAUGCACUUCACCCAAGCCAUUCACAACACUGUGUUUCAAGUAGUCCUUGGGUAUGUGGAGCUGUGUGCUGGAAACACAGACACCAAGUUUCAGAAGUUACAGUACAAAGACCUCUGUACACACAUUACAUCAGACAGCUACAUUCCAUGCCUUGCUGAUCUCUGCAAAGCCCUCUGGGAAGUCAUGCUCAGUUACUACCGAACGAUGCAGUGGCAUGAGAACCACGACCAAGAUGAGGCAGCAGUUGUGUCUUCUGUUUCAGAUGGCAACAAUGUGAUUGGAACUGAAGAGAACAGUUUUGACCGCAACUAUGUAAAAAAGAAGUUGGAGCAUGGGCUUUCACGAAUAUGGCAGGACGUUCAGUUGAAAGUGAAAACAUAUCUUCUGGGAACAGAUCUGUCUAACUUCAAAUAUGAUGACUUCAUAUUUGUACUUGAUGUUAUCAGCAGGCUGAUGCAGGUUGGAGAAGAAUUUUGUGGCAGUAAGUCUGAAGUUUUGCAAGAAUCUAUCAGAAAACAAAGUGUUAACUAUUUCAAAACAUACCACAGAACCCGUCUUGAAGAGCUAAGAAUGUUUUUGGAGAAUGAGACCUGGGAACUUUGUCCUGUUAAAUCAAGCUUUAGUAUUUUGCAGCUUCAUGAAUUUAAGUUCCUGGAGCAGUCGCGUUCCCCGUCCGUGUCGCCGAGUAAGCAGCCUGCCUCUGCAGUUGCGUCGGCGGUGACGCUGUUUGAGCAGUACUGCGCCGGAGGAAACCCCUUCGAAAUCCAGGCCGACAGCAAAGAUGAUGAGACAGAAGACGUGUUAGCUUCCAAUGGGUAUGAAUCAGAUGAACAAGAAAAAAGUGCAUAUCAAGAGUAUGAUAGUGACAGUGAUGUUCCUGAGGAGUUGAAAAGAGAUUAUGUGGAUGAGCAGACAGGAGAUGCCCCAAUAAAAAGUGUUUCUCGAGAAACUCUGAGGAGCAGAAAGAGAUCAGAUUAUAACCUCAAUAAAGUGAAUGCACCUAUUCUAACCAACACUACACUGAAUGUAAUAAGGCUAGUUGGGAAAUACAUGCAGAUGAUGAAUAUUCUGAAACCUAUUGCAUUUGAUGUGAUCCACUUCAUGUCCCAGCUCUUUGAUUACUAUCUGUAUGCAGUCUAUACAUUUUUUGGCCGAAAUGACAUGUUUGAAUCAACAGGACUGGGCCUCAGUAGCAGCAGAUUACGCACCACGCUGAACAGAAUCCAGGAGAGUCUGAUUGAUCUGGAGGUGUCUGCUGAUCCUUCAGGAACUCUCACAGCUGCUGAAGAGAGAAAAGAGAAGGUUCCAAGCCCACAUCUCAGUCAUCUCGUAGUUUUGACAUCUGGCAAUUCGCUGUAUGGCUUGGCAGAGAGAGUGGUGGCCACAGAAUCCUUGGUAUUUCUGGCUGAGCAGUUUGAAUUUCUUCAGCCUCAUCUUGAUGCAGUGAUGCCAGCUGCCAAGAAGCCUUUUCUUCAGCAGUUCUAUUCUCAGACAGUGUCAACUGCCAGUGAACUACGUAAACCAGUUUAUUGGAUUGUUGCUGCUAAAGCCAUUGAUUAUGAACAAAUGCUUCUUCUCAUGGCUAAUGUGAAAUGGGAUGUGAAGGAAAUCAUGUCGCAGCACAACGUAUAUGUAGAUGCUCUUUUAAAGGAAUUUGAAGAAUUUAACAGGAGGUUGAAUGAUGUGUCUAAGAGAGUCCGUAUUCCAUUGCCAGUCUCCAACAUCCUUUGGGAGCACUGCAUACGCUUGGCCAAUAGAACUCUUGUGGAAGGUUAUGCCAAUGUAAAGAAGUGCAGCAAUGAAGGACGUGCCUUGAUGCAACUGGAUUUUCAACAGUUCUUAAUGAAACUAGAAAAGUUAACAGACAUUAGGCCUAUUCCAGAUAAAGAAUUUGUGGAGACCUACAUUAAAGCAUACUACCUGACAGAAAAUGACAUGGAAUCCUGGAUAAAAGAACAUAGGGAAUAUUCCACUAAGCAGCUGACCAAUCUGGUGAAUAUUUGUCUGGGCACCUACAUCAACAAAAAGGCAAGACAGAAGCUGUUAGCUACCAUUGAUGACACAGACAGGCCUAAGAGAUAACUGGAGAAAGCUGCUUUCUUUCUGACUUGUACCUUUCUCUGUUCACGUGAAGCACGCAGACAUUUCUCUCAUGGACUAAUGACAACAUUAGAAAUGUUGUGCAUGACCUUUCUUGGCAACAUUGGGGGCACUGUGAAGUGACGAUGUUCUAAAAUAUGACUUUUCUAAUCUGUAGAAUUCUUUUCUGUCAUAUUUCUUUUUUCUUGUUUUUUUUUGGUUACUUGCCCUUAGUUAAGGGCCACUGUGUAUCAUUGAUGAGCUGUAUGUUUUACAAAAGUGUAUACUAUAAGUAAAAUCAAAAUCAGAGAGAAACACAAUGGCUUAAUGUAUCAUUGAUACUCUUUUUAAAUAAAAGAGCUACUUGGAAAUAUUAUUUCUUUCCUCCCUGCUUUCACCUCCAGAAAUUGUGCUGUAUUAUAGUUCAGUGUCAAGUGAAAAGAUAUGUACAAUAAUUUGAUCUAUGUAUCCUGCAUGUGGAUUAAGAGUGCAGAUCAACUAAGUACUCUCAUGUUAAAGCCCAUCAUCUUCAUGUGUAUUUAAAAAUGUCUGUUUAUUUCAGAAUUAAUUUAGUCAUAUCAAAAUGAUUGACUUCAGAUUAAUAGAUGAUAAUAAACAUUGUAUGC